This is a messenger RNA of Centruroides sculpturatus (bark scorpion), 1204 nucleotides long. RefSeq names its product zinc finger CCHC domain-containing protein 2-like. The record is from RefSeq and is a predicted model, not a curated record. The transcript has 5 exons. NCBI's taxonomy places the organism in Eukaryota, Metazoa, Arthropoda, Arachnida, Scorpiones, Buthidae. Bases 353 to 1189 code for a protein of 278 amino acids.
GAAUGAGCGUUCUGGUUUCAUAAGAAAGUCGAAGCUUAUAAGAAUAGAAUUGAAAAAUAUUUUUAGCAUUUAGUUUUGAUUAAAUUUAUUAAAAUUGAACAUAUUUAACAUUUUUAAAGGUCUAAUUCAACGCUUAAAGAAGAUAAAAAAAAUAAUAAAUAAAUAAAUAAAUUUAACAUCCUGCUAUCGAGAUUACCUAGAGAUAGAACUUUCCCUCAUCGCUAUUGGAUGAGGGAUCGCGAUCCCCGGAUGUAAGGCGAAUCCUUCUUGUCAAGACGGACAAGAUGGCGACUCAGAUGAAGAAAUAUUGAAACGUAAUUAUUAAAGUUAAUAAUAAUUGUCUGUAUAAGCCAUGGUUUGUAAAGAAGAAGUAUUCAUGUGGUUCAAAGAAUUAACUGGUUCCAAGCGUAUAGGAAUUGUUUGUGGAUUGUUAAACAUGUGUUAUCCCCUGGAGCUAAGAUUUUUAGGAACAUGUUUAGAAGAUUUAGGUAAAAAAGAUUUUUAUUGUUUUCAAGAAGCAGAACAGAAAGCAAAUAACGUAAACGAAAUCAGAAAACUAAUCGAUCUUAAAGACAACGUGACCAGGUGUAAGUUUAUCGUGUCUCUGGCACUGCUUCAUUCUUCUAAUCAUGUUUGCUCAAAUGCUCUUUACCAAACAUUGUCAAAACAUUUGGAUUGUAUUGAGUUAUUUACUGAUCAAAGAUCGCUCAAUGAAAUGCUUUUGGUCAUCACAAUGGCUCUCAAUCAUCCCGCAUUCACCUUUGACCAGAAGACUGUCUUGACGCAACAUCUCUUAUCUAUUGAGAAAUUAAUCGGAGAAAAUAAUCAGACAAGUCACGAGAGUCAUACUUGGCAGCGAUGUGCAUCUGCUGUCAUUCCCGAUUCUAUGCAGCCAGUUGUUUCUGCAUGCCAAAAUAUCACAUCCUCUGUUUCUACUGUUGCAGUGACUUCAGUAGCACCAGUAAUAUCAUCAGUUGCUGUGACUACUACUCCCUCAUCAUGUCAUCAUCACCAAAUAGUCAAUUUCAGAGCAAAUGAAAUUAUUAAUCAAGCAAGGAUUUCUAAUUUGAAAGUAAAAUCAGUUUAUAAACGAAGGUCAUACAGAAUAAGAGCUAUAUGGUCAAAUGGUAGAUACAAUGAAGUGUUAAAAACAAGUCAUGAAAUUAUUGUCUUCCAUCAAAAGGUAUAAUUAAAAUAAUUUAGU